UUAAUAGCGGUGGUAGGGCGGCGGCUGAGCGGCAUUCAGGGCGCCGGGCCCGGCGCUUGGGCGGGGCUUGCGCGCCGUUGCCCGAGCCUGGAGCCGAGAGGGCAAGUUGGUUGGUGGGUCGGCCAGUCAGUCAGUCGGUCGGGCAGCUGGGUGGGCGGGACUCGCCUCGUCCUCCUCCCUCGUCGGAUCUCCUCCUACUCCCCCACGUUCCGCCCCCCCCUCUGCUCCCUCUUGUCCUCCCCCCGCCCUUCUCCCCCCGCACCCCUCUUCCCCCCCGCUGGGCCGCUCGGGCUCGCGCGCUGGGAGCGGGUGCGGAAAGAUGUCGGACGCGGCGGUGGCGGACACUCGGCGCCUGAACUCGAAGCCUCAGGACCUGACGGACGCCUACGGGCCGCCGAGCAACUUCCUGGAGAUCGACAUCUUCAACCCGCAGACGGUGGGCGUGGGCCGAGCGCGCUUCACCACCUACGAAGUCCGGAUGCGGACAAACCUACCUAUCUUCAAGCUGAAGGAGUCAUGUGUACGGCGGCGCUACAGUGACUUUGAAUGGCUAAAGAAUGAACUGGAGCGGGACAGUAAGAUUGUUGUGCCCCCGCUGCCUGGGAAAGCCUUGAAGAGACAGCUCCCCUUCCGAGGAGACGAAGGCAUCUUUGAGGAGUCCUUCAUCGAGGAGAGAAGGCAGGGCCUUGAACAGUUUAUUAACAAAAUCGCUGGGCAUCCAUUGGCGCAGAAUGAGCGCUGCCUACACAUGUUCCUGCAGGAGGAGACAAUCGACAGGAACUACGUCCCUGGGAAGUGGCUGUUGUCCCCCGGCCUGACUGUCUGUCUGCCAUCGUUCUCCCUGGCACUUGGCCACACUGUGGGCACUCUUCUAAGACCCUCCUCUCUCAGGAGAGGCGGGAAGCUGCGGGCAGAGGUCCUGGGCUUUUAGGGGGAGGGGGUCGGGAAUUGAACUGAAAGGCAAUUGCUUGGGCUUCCUCUUGGGCAACAAGGCUAGCCUGGGCAUCUGGUGCUUCAGUGGCACUUGGCCAAACAGGUGAGCGAAGCCGUGAGUCUAAGGGAGGUUCCCCACUCCAAAGUUUAACCUGGAACUCUGAGCAGGGAGCAACCCUGCCCCUUCUACCUGCAUGGAACCUUCCUUUUGCCCUGUUGUGGGAUGGUAGACUCCCACGGGCUCUCCCAGUUUUCUCUUUUCCUCUCCUAGUUCUCUCUACAUUUUCUUGAUUCCCUUCCUCCCUCUUAUGUUGCUGUCUGGGGCAGUCCUCAAACCAGAAGCCAAGCAUCCAGGUUUGUGCAUUUGCUGGGCCCUUCAUAUUAGCUGCCUCAGAGUCACAUGAAACUUUUUGGGAAGCAGAGGGGCUCCUAUUGGCUUUCUACCACUCUCAAGGCUCCUCAUUGUGUCCUUUGCUUGGCUGGCUUUUCACUGUCCAUCUUUAAUUGACCGGUAUGGGUCAGUAGCUCUUCCUGAAAUCUUACCCUGAGGCGGGGCUGCCUUGCAAAAUUGGCCACUUGGAUGAUGGUGCAGAGUGUCUAGGAAGCUCCUGUUGGCCAGAAAGGAGUCCAUCCCAUUCUCCUUCUUACCUGAAAUCACAUGCCACUUUUUGUUCCCAAAGGGCAGGGCUACUUGAACCAAUAAUGUAGUCUGACUGACUUCUGUCAAGCACUUUGAGCUAGGUGAAUGGGGCUGAGGGCCAAGAAUUGUCAUCCCCUCCCCGACCGUGGUCACAGGGUCUCUUCACGGACCACCAGUGGUUCCUCUCGAAGCUGGGCCAGGGACAGUAGUUGGCUGGGAGUUGUCCUAGCUCUUAGUACAAAGCAGGCUCUCAGAGCUAGGAGCUCUCUUGGGCUUUGGGCUGGGAGGUGGCCCAGAGUCGGAAGCAUCAACAGGAGGGCCUUCCCCCCACUCCUUCAGAAAACCUAGGUUCCUCAUCCUAGCAGGAUGUUGGGGGGAGGGAUGAGCAGUCUGAUCUGGGGGAGGAGGGCGUGGGUACUGACUUGGGCUUUGGAGCUUGGCCCCUGCGACAGAGGUCAGCUCUAGCUAUUGAGGCUGUGCCCAGGAGCAGCUCCCAGAGAGAGGCUCGGUUCCCUUUCCCACCUUGCUGAUGGUGUUGUUGUCGUUGUUGAAAUACCUGCUUCCUUUUUUGAGCUGUAGCUUCCGUUCUGUCUUUUUGAAGACAUUCCUUCAGCAUGCACCAGUGCUGAGAGUCUGCCACCCCAUCUCUGCUGUGUAUAUAUCCUAACUUGGGGGUUUCAUUCAGCAAAACUGUUCAAUCUUCUGUCAGACAAUGUCAUAUCCACCUUCUGUUCAUAUUAAACCACUGUGAAGCAA
Dromiciops gliroides (monito del monte) is the source of this 2329-nucleotide messenger RNA. It is a transcript of the gene SNX12, whose product is annotated as sorting nexin 12. Gene Ontology annotation, molecular function: phosphatidylinositol-3-phosphate binding. Gene Ontology annotation, biological process: endocytic recycling; late endosome to Golgi transport. Gene Ontology annotation, cellular component: early endosome membrane; retromer complex. Bases 320 to 931 code for a protein of 203 amino acids. The record is from RefSeq and is a predicted model, not a curated record. Lineage: Eukaryota; Metazoa; Chordata; Mammalia; Microbiotheria; Microbiotheriidae. The transcript is spliced from 5 exons.